CAGCGACAGCAGCAGGACAAUGGGCUGCCUCCGAUCAUAACGGCCACCGCUUCCACUGACCGGAUUAGCAGGAGGGGAAUGUGAACCAGCGGCGGGAUGUGGCCCCCUUUAUCCCUGUUGAUCUGUUCUUCACCAGGCGGGUUUUGACGUACCAAAAAUGAUUAAGACUCAGCCCCCGUCGGCCACGGGGGGGAAUGGGACCUCUGGUGGGAACAACGGGGGCUCCAAUCUGCGGAGUGCCUCGCCUCACCGCAAUGCCUACGAGGCGGGGCUGGCGGCUCUGAAGAAGGCCACCGACCACCUCAACAAUGCCGCCAACGGAACCCCCAAUCCUGGCUCCAAACCGCCCCUCCUGCCCCGACCCACCGGAAGAGGCCAGCGCUAUGGGUCCAACGUCCACCGCAUCAAGAACAUGUUCAUGCAGAUGCAGUCUCCUGGCGACGAAGAGGACGGUGGCAAAAUGUUAGGAAGGGAAGAGGCACUGAAACUAUCUAUUCCAAGGGCCUCCAGCCUCAACGAGAACGUCAACCACAGCGCUCUGCUCAAACUUGGGGAUACAGUCUCAGAGAAAGUCAACAGGUUUGACUCUAAAACAGGCGGCGAGAGCGGAGGCUCAUCUUUUGGUCUCUCCAAACUUCAAGAGACCAGAAGGAUGUUUGAACAACGGACUCUCCAGGAGAAGCAAGCCGCCACCAACCGCAUAUUGCUGAAGAAGGAGCGAGCGUCGGGUUUUCAGGGCAGCCGCCUAGACGUUGUGGCCCGUUUUAAUGGUUCUACGGAAGCUCUAGAUCGACUGGAUGAACCUCCCGCUGCUGUCCCCUCCGCCGCAGCUUCAGGCGGCCCCGGCGAGGCGGUUAGCCCCACUGUGAGCCAACUCAGUGCGGCAUUUGAAAAAGGCGACGUGCGAAACAAUCUCUACCUCCCCCAGCGUCGGUCCGCCCCUGCCUUAGCCCCUAAACCCAAAUCUGCAGCCAAAGCAGAUCCAGCUGAAAAAAAGGCACAUCCUGUUGGUAAGGAGAGCAUAAAGGAGAUAACGGCCGAGGCUACAAGUACCAUGGCAGCUCAGGCGCCAGAAGCAGCAGGAUCUCUACCAGGGAGCUCUGCGGGACAGGCUAUAGGUCAAGAGAAGGACGGGUCUGGACUGUCAGAAGACAUGUACUUAAAUUCAUCAGCGCCUUCAAUUACAGUGACUGUAACAUCCGCCUCGUUUGAGGCUAAAUCGGAUCCCGGUGCCCAGGCUGACGAAACUGAAGAAAUGGGUCCAACUAUAGAGGAGUGCCAGGCCAAAGAACAGGAAGUCCCCACCGAGGCGUCUGGAGGGACGCUGGUGCAGGCCCAGGUUCACGCUGCUCUAGAAAUAGGAGGGAAAGAACCUUCUUCUUCAACCUUGGGGGAGAAAGGCGAAGACUCUACAUGGGGGGCAAAGGAAGAGGACGGAAACGAGGAGGACGAUGGCUCGCACCGGGAGGAUUACUCUGAAGGGGAUCUGGUAGAUGUCAGUGCCUACAGCGGCAUCGGGGAGGAGGAUUCAGGGGGAAGCCAGCUGGACGACGAGGAUGACGAAGAAGACGAGGAGGCGUAUCAGCCAGAGAGCAGUUGCUCCGAAAUGCCUGGCCUCCCCGAGGAAGAGGAAGCUCCGCCACCCAGCAGGAAGAUUCGUUUCAGCACAGAGCCAAUCAAGGUCUUCACUACCUACUCUAACGAAGACUAUGACCGCCGCAAUGACGACGUUGACCCCAUGGCUGCUUCGGCCGAGUAUGAGCUUGAAAAGAGAGUUGAAAAGCUGGAUUUGUUUCCUGUUGAGCUUGAAAAAGACAGCGACGGCCUUGGUAUCAGUAUCAUCGGCAUGGGAGCGGGAGCGGAUAUGGGUCUGGAGAAGCUGGGGAUCUUUGUGAAGACGGUCACUGAGGGUGGAGCGGCUCACAGAGACGGCAGGAUCCAGGUGAAUGAUCUGAUAGUGGAGGUCGAUGGGACCAGUCUGGUCGGCGUCACUCAGAGCUUUGCCGCCUCAGUGCUCCGCAACACCUCAGGCAAAGUCAAGUUUGUUAUUGGCAGGGAGAAACCGGGCGAGCAGAGCGAAGUGGCUCAGUUGAUCCAGCAGACUCUUGAGCAGGAGAGAUGGCAGAGAGAGAUGAUGGAGCAGAGAUACAAACAGUACAUGGACGACGAUGAGGAGACUGGUGAAUAUGCCACAGAUGAAGAAGAAGAGAUGAGUCCCAUGUUUCCCAACUCCAUCGAGGUUUUCGACCUGGCAGAGAACCAGGACUUGUCUCCUGUGGAGCUGGACCCUGAGAAGUUAGCCCACAAGUUUAAGGAGCUCCAGAUUAAACAUGCAGUAACGCAGGCAGAGAUCCAGCUGUUAAAGAGGAAGCUGGCUCAUGCAGAGCAGGAUAAGCUGCGUUGGCGGAUGGAGCGCGCUCAGUUGGAGCAAAACAUCAGAGACAGCAAAGAGAGGAUGGAGAAACUGGAGGGCUACUGGAUGGAGGCACAAUCCCUGUGUAAGGCUGUGGAUGAACACCUGAAGGAAACCCAGUCCCAGUACCAAACCUUAGAGAGGAAAUACAACAAAGCCAAGAGAAUGAUUAAAGAAUACCAGCAAAAGGAAAUUGAGUACCUGAAGAAAGAGACCGCUCAGCGGCGUGCACAAGAAGAGAGCGAGGCCACUCACAAAGAAGAGACGGACAACCUGCAGGAAAAGAUUACAGACCUGGAGACCAAAGUGGAUGCCUUGAAGAGCCCUACGCCGUCCUAGACUGCUGCUAAGUCCUACCUCCCGUCUGUGACCAGAAGAGGAGGUGUUGAGCCUCCAUUCAGACCGGGCCAUCUACAUUUCCAAUUAUCCAAUCGCUGCACGGACAGAAAUGGAAAAAUCUCAAAGUGUUAAAGAGGCUGAGGAGGAAGCGACCCUCAUCCUGUCCCUGAAUGCACCACCUGUAAUAACCGGAAUCCUCCUCUUUUGUGUCUUCCUGUCAACCAGCUUGGCAAUCAACAAAAAUCACAAUCACCUGACUCGGGCCCCAUCUGUGGAUGAUCCGUUCUGGUUUCAUUUUUCUCUCCUCAUCAACAGUAUCUCACCAGGUCCUAAUUAUAAUUCAACUGACUUCAUCAUUAAAAGAAAAAAAAAAAGCGCUUUUAAUACCCAGGCUCGUCACAAAGUGCUUUAUAGACAGUUGGCAUGAAUGGAGGACGAAACAGA
Cyprinodon variegatus (sheepshead minnow) is the source of this 3196-nucleotide messenger RNA. RefSeq names its product neurabin-2-like. The record is from RefSeq and is a predicted model, not a curated record. NCBI's taxonomy places the organism in Eukaryota, Metazoa, Chordata, Actinopteri, Cyprinodontiformes, Cyprinodontidae. Bases 158 to 2752 code for a protein of 864 amino acids. The transcript has 15 exons. Gene Ontology annotation, molecular function: actin filament binding. Gene Ontology annotation, cellular component: actin cytoskeleton; cytoplasm; dendrite. Gene Ontology annotation, biological process: actin filament organization; calcium-mediated signaling; neuron projection development.